CCCUCAGCGCCGCCGCCGCCGCCGCCAGGUGGCUUUUGAUUCAAAGAAACGAGACCAGAAAUGAAAGUAGGUUGUAGAAUGGAACUUCUGGAUAAAACAAUCAAUAGUUACUUUGACGUUUGGCUUGGACCUAGAGACCCCAGGGUAAAAGGAUGGCUUCUUCUGGAGAACUAUACACCUACCUUUAUCUUCUCAGUCUUGUACUUACUAAUCGUAUGGCUAGGACCAAAGUACAUGAGGAAUAAGCAGCCAUUCUCAUGCAGGGGUAUUCUAGUGAUCUACAACCUCGGACUUACACUGCUUUCUCUGUAUAUGUUUUAUGAGCUGGUGACUGGAGUAUUGGAAGGAGGAUACAGUUUCUUCUGCCAGGAUACACACAGUGGAGGAGAGGCUGAUAUGAAGAUCAUCCAUGUCCUCUGGUGGUACUAUUUCUCCAAACUCAUUGAGUUCAUGGAUACCUUCUUUUUUAUUUUGAGGAAAAAUAAUCAUCAGAUCACUGUUCUGCAUGUCUACCACCAUGCAACAAUGCUGAACAUCUGGUGGUUUGUUAUGAACUGGGUGCCUUGUGGUCACUCUUACUUUGGUGCCACACUGAACAGUUUUAUCCACGUCCUCAUGUACUCCUACUACGGAUUGUCCGCUGUUCCAGCAAUGCGUCCUUAUCUGUGGUGGAAGAAGUACAUCACUCAGGGGCAGCUGAUUCAGUUUGUCUUGACAAUCUUCCAGACCAGCUGUGGUGUUGUUUGGCCAUGUGCAUUUCCUCAGGGGUGGCUGUAUUUUCAGAUUUCUUACAUGAUUUCUUUGAUUAUCCUCUUCACAAAUUUCUAUAUUCAGACUUACAACAAGAAGGCAGCCUCGAGGAGGAAAGAGUAUCAGAACGGCUCCACGGCCAUUGUGAAUGGGUACACAAACAGCUUUUCUUCCCUUGAGAACAAUGUGAAACAAAGGAAACAAAGGAAGGAUUGAAGACCAAACUGAAAAACCAUUUUGAUAACCCCAACAACAAAAUCAUCUGAUUGUAAGCACAAUGAGAGUUGUGCAUUAAUACUCUAAAUGGCUACUGUAACUAUUCCUGCCUAGAAUAGUGUGAUUUAUGUAGGACUUAACCAGUGCAAACACCCUAGAAACCGUAUACAGAACAUAAAAGUAGGUUAAAGUUUAAAAAUAAUUCUGGGCUGUCACUGACCCUGCUAUAGACUAUGGAAGGGAAGUAUUAUCAUAUUAUCCGACACUGCUGUUGCCUUACUAGUCAAUAUGAUAGGUGCUGAAUUAUGAUUCACAUUUUGAAAACACUGUAAUCUAAACCUCCAUUUUUUUAACUAUAUAUCAUGCAUGUGAUUGUAGAGGUAAUUUGUAUGAUGCUGGUUUCAGUAGAUAAAACACACAUGCCUUAAAUUAAAAAGCAGGGCCCAAAGCUUAUUACUGGCUUAAAAAUUAGGGUAUGUUUCAACUUUUCAAUUGAUUGACUUUUUAUUAAAAAGUCAUUUAGAAAAAUCCAUUGAUCAUUUUACUGUUCUGUAUGUGAUACACGAUGCUACGUAUCUCUUACUCGAUACAGUGAAAUUGAAAAUGGCACAUUUAGUUUUGUAUAUUUGGCUUUAAUUGAUUCAACAGUCACAAAACAGAUGGAAAAGUUAUUUUACCUUUUUAAUAGAUCUUAUUUUUUUAUUUGAAGUACAUCACUAACAUAAAAGCAAUUGGCACUUACACAGUCGAGUAAGAUUUAAAUAUUGUCUCUAAAGUUUAGAGCAUAUACAGGGUGGACCCAUCUAUUCUUUAUACUUUUUUUUCUCUUUUUUUUCUUUCUUAUUUCUGAGAAUUCUUAAAUGCUAAAUGAAGAGUUUUUUAAUAUGAAACUGGCAGUUUGAAGUGUUAUUACUAUAGCCAUAUCCAUGUUUUAGGACUUACUGUUUCAGUCUGUGACAUAUCCAAAAGUGUUUUUAAAAGUGGAGCCAGAAAGAUGCUUUUCUGAUGGAAUUGUCUGUAUUUAAGUUGGUAUCUGAACUGUUCUUCAUGUAGCAUACAUUCACUUUGAAAAUGUGCCUAACACAAUUUUUUUUUUCCCAAACAAGCAAGUUUAAACAGUUUGAGUCAUAGCUAAUGUUUUUUGAAUGUUACUGAAAUGUGCUGGAAAUGUCUGUUUCUGUAAUGUGAGUUGUGUAUAUCAAUGGUAAUGUUUUGGCUUGUUAUCUAAGGAUUUGGUUUGAGUGCUGGUUAAAGUUAAUUCUUCUUGUAAAAUGCUGUCUUGCACAUAUGAGGAGUCAGUUGCAAAGCCAGUAGCUGUUGCUGGUAUUCUGGUAUCUGCCAUGGUGGAGUCCAUUAAGCUCUGAAAAAUUGAAUUGUGCAAGAUAUUCUGCUGGUCAUUGCUCAAGUUAAACUAUUUGGUUUUUUGAUAUUUAUAUAAAUGCCAGUUUUAACACGUUUAAUUGUUUUUAAAUAUUUUUUAAAUUUUUUGCACAUCUCUUAAUGAAUUAAUAAGUUCUCUUACUAGCCUUGUGGGUUUUCAUUCCUUGUUUUGAAGGAGACAGUGUCUGUUAUGUUUACAUUAUCAAAGCUUGUGUGUGUGUGUCUUCAUUUCUAGGUACUGGUUUGCAGAGUCUUUACAUAGCUCAGUACAGCAGCUAUAAUGUUCAAAAUAGGCUGUCUAAAUGUGCUAGAAAUAAACUCUUGGCUCAUCUGAGUAUAGUUCAUUGUUAAUGUUUGACAUGGUUUAAUCAUUAAAACACUUUUGAUUA
Messenger RNA from Cinclus cinclus, 2735 nucleotides. It is a transcript of the gene ELOVL5, whose product is annotated as ELOVL fatty acid elongase 5. Gene Ontology annotation, molecular function: fatty acid elongase activity. Gene Ontology annotation, cellular component: endoplasmic reticulum; endoplasmic reticulum membrane. The record is from RefSeq and is a predicted model, not a curated record. The coding region runs from base 61 to 966 and encodes 301 amino acids. NCBI's taxonomy places the organism in Eukaryota, Metazoa, Chordata, Aves, Passeriformes, Cinclidae. Gene Ontology annotation, biological process: very long-chain fatty acid biosynthetic process; fatty acid elongation, polyunsaturated fatty acid; sphingolipid biosynthetic process. The transcript has 9 exons.